This is a messenger RNA of Gloeophyllum trabeum ATCC 11539, 673 nucleotides long. RefSeq lists its product as uncharacterized. The transcript has a single exon. NCBI's taxonomy places the organism in Eukaryota, Fungi, Basidiomycota, Agaricomycetes, Gloeophyllales, Gloeophyllaceae. Bases 269 to 631 code for a protein of 120 amino acids. The record is from RefSeq and is a predicted model, not a curated record.
GGCGGGCCAUCGCAGACGGCUGAACCUCAAUCGGAUGUCGAAUCUGCAUUAAGAGUUACAUAACUUAUAACCUAGACAAGACAGGAUAGGACACUACUGGAAUACGGAAUCGGAACGCUCGCGGAACCCACCUCCGCUGGGACGCGCUCGCCCGGGCGCAGUCCCGUCCCCUCAUUUCACGCCGCGUAUUUAUCCCCCUCACCCACCCAACCUAACCAAGAACGCACACUCAGGAUCCCGAUACCCUCGCACCCACCCACUGACCCCCAUGCCCCCCCUGCUCUCCUUUCGCGGUCUCGUUUUCGCUCUUGGCUCAGGUUACGCGCCCACGGAACUCUUGCUUCACUUCCGCCGCCGCUUGUUGGAUCACUCACUCACUCUCAUCCACUCACAUACCCCUUACGCAUCCCCGCUAAUCACCGUGUACCCUUCGCAUUUGCAUUCGCGGUAUGCUUGUUUCUCCUUCGGAUAUUGCAUGCCGUGUGUAAUUAAUACCCACCCCUGCAUUAUACAUCUUCGCCUGCUGGCUUGCUUGCUUCGGAAUCUGGAUGUUCAGUUUUUGCGUGUACUUACGAUGAUUGUCCACGACGGGGAUCCCCAGCGUCGCCAAAAUGUGUACUUACAACAAUGAGAGGUUAUACAUACAAAGAACGAUGCUUGCGUGAAUGCGUCG